GAGUCGGGUUCCCACAGCUUGGAACAGGGACAGACGCGAGACAGUUCUGGACCACUCACGGCCGCACUCCGGCUCUUCAACGUCAACUCACAAGAGUUAAUCGCGCCGACCGUUUCAUCCACUUUUUUUAUUUAUUUAUUUAUUUAUUUUUUUUUUACAUUAAAGGUCCUCCAACAUCCCCAUUUGUAAGCCUCGAUAUCUAUCCCCGCUGCAAGAGACCACUAUGAAGUACCGGACGGUGGUCAUGUACACGGAGAUCGGGUGUUUCGUGCUGUGCGUCUCCGGAUGGAUCCUAGUCUGCUCCACCAUGCCCACGGAGUACUGGAAUUACUCCACCGUUGACAGCAUUGUCCUCACCACUUCAAACUACUUCUCCAACCUCUGGAAAGACUGCAUUUCCGAUUCAACCGGCGUAUCUGAUUGCAAAGAGUUCCCAUCAAUGUUGGCACUAGAACUGUACAUACACGUGUGCCGGGCCCUCAUCAUCAUAGCGAUCAUCCUGGGCUUCUUCGGGGCCAUCCUGGCCCUCGUGGGGAUGAAGUGCACCAAGAUCGGCGGCUCGGACAUCGUCAACGCAAAAGUCACGUUUGCAGCGGGGAUAAACUACCUGAUCUCAGGGUUCUGUGCCAUGAUCGCAUUCUCCUGGUAUGGAAACAAGAUAAGAGCCGAAUUUGUGGACCCGAACUACAAGGCGCAGAAAUUUGAGAUCGGAGCAGCGGUUUUCGUGGGCUGGGGGGGCUCCUCUCUGCUCAUAGUGGGGGGGUUCGUCUACAGUUUCUUCGCUGGAAGGGAGGGCCUCGGCUCCAGUUCAAAGAACCCAAAGAAGCCUGGGUCUAACAUCACUGCUCGAACCCGGCGCACGUACAUGCUGCCACCCCAGACUAGGGACGGUGGAGAGAGCCGACGGACCAGGGCCAGCAGAGAUCCCUACGCCCAGACUGCCAGAUCACUCAUUAGAUACCCUUACGCCCAAACUGCCAGAUCGCUCAGUAGAGAUCCCUACGCCCAAACAGCCAGAUCACUUAGUAGAGCUCCCUACGCCCAAACCGCCAGAACCCUCAGUAGAGAUGCCUUUGUCUAAUGCACUUCAGUGAAGAUGUCAAUGUCUAAUGCACCACAUUACAGGUCGAUGCAAAAGGAAUACCUUCUGAAUAUCAAGGAGACAAAACUUCUCAAUAGUUUUAAAUUUAGUUUUUUUUUUUUUGAUA
Anguilla anguilla (European eel) is the source of this 1208-nucleotide messenger RNA. RefSeq names its product claudin-10-like. The coding region runs from base 224 to 1081 and encodes 285 amino acids. The record is from RefSeq and is a predicted model, not a curated record. Gene Ontology annotation, cellular component: plasma membrane; bicellular tight junction. Gene Ontology annotation, biological process: bicellular tight junction assembly; cell adhesion. Gene Ontology annotation, molecular function: structural molecule activity. The transcript has 5 exons. NCBI's taxonomy places the organism in Eukaryota, Metazoa, Chordata, Actinopteri, Anguilliformes, Anguillidae.